AAACAAAGUAAGUCUUAGUAUCUAGAGCACAUUCUGUCAUAAGCUCCUUAACAGAAAACAAAAAUAUGAGAGUUAUAACACUUUUAGUUCUGAGCUGUUUUGGUCUCGAAAAGGCUGAUACUGGAAAGGUGCUGAUUCAACCUUUUCCACUGUUUAAAUUAUCAAGAAUCAGAGCUAUGGAGCAGAUAGCAUUACUCUUUUCAAAUGCUGGCCAUGAUGUAACAUACUUCAUCCACACGGAAUACACUGCCUCAGAAAUACUUCAAGCAGCGAAUGUUACCAUUAUAACAUACCAGUACCCCAGUAAGGACCUAGCAUACAAUCUGGGAGAGGAUAAAAUAACAGAUUUCAGGAAAAUGACAAUUCUAGAAGAAAUGGCAUAUAUGUUUAAAAAAGGACUAAUCCACGACAUAUAUGUUAACUAUUCAAUUUCUGCCUAUUUCUCAGAUAUGAACCAGUGGAGGGGACUCAAAGCUCAGAACUUUGAUUUAAUAAUAUUUGACAGUCAAGAUGUUGCUUUAGGAAGGCUCAUGAAGGAAUAUCUAGACAGACCUGCCAUACUAUGGUCAAAUGCCGGCUUUGAAAUGAAUAUCGAUAACUGGCUGGUGCCAUUCCCUGUAUCAUAUAUACCUAUCAUGUUUGUGUCAUAUAGUGACCAAAUGACUUUUAAAGAACGAGCAAUGAAUGCAUUUUACUAUGUGGCAUUACAGUACUACAUGAAAGACUGGUGUGAUACGACAAAUGAUGCUUUGGCAAAGGUUGCUGAUAAAGUUGGACUCCCACAUGAAAUUAGACCUGUUCUCAAUGAUGCAGACCUCAUAUUUAUCCAGUCUAAUUUUCCAUACUUCUACCCUCGUCCAAUCAUGCCAAAUGUUGUCCCUGUAUUAGGGUUACUAGAUCGUGACCAUAAGCCAGUUGAUGCAAAGUUUCUCAACUUCAUAGAUGGCGCUAAAGAUGGUUUUAUCAUCUUCACACUGGGUUCAAUGGCAACAGGUUUCGAUGCGCAAACUCGGGAGAUUUUUGCUACUGCGUUUGCGAUGUUGAAACAACGAGUUUUAUGGAGGUAUAUUGGCUCUGCUCCUCUAUCACUAGGCAACAAUACAAUGUUGUCACCAUGGUUACCACAAAACGAUCUUCUUGGGCACCCAAAAUUGAAAUUAUUCAUUACCCAUUGUGGAUCAGGAAGCUCGGGAGAAGCUGUUUACAAUGCCGCACCUGUUAUUGGUCUUCCUUUAUUUUUAGACCAGCGCCACCACUGUGCUCUCUUGACAAAACGUCAUAAAAUGGGUUUAACAUUAUCAUUUGCUGAUAUCACAUUGGACACAUUUUCAGCUGCGAUUGUUGAGGUCCUUGGAAACCCUCAAUACAAGAAAAAUGCUGUGAAAGCACAGAAACUGGUCCGGGAUCAACCCAUCAAUGCUACAUACACAAUUCAGUACUGGUGUGAAUACAUUAUGAAGCACAAAGGUGCACACCACUUGAAAUCUACUGCCAUGUUUGAACUGAACUUCUUUCAGUACUUCUUGUUGGACAUACUACUGCUAGUAUUAAUCACUGUGGUGAUUUCCUUGGCUGUACUAUAUUGCUUUUUUAAACAGUUGGUAUUGUGCCUUUGCAACUAUAAGUCUCAGAAACUUAAGACGUCAUAAGACAUAUAUAUUCUAAGCAAAAAACUCUUUGCAGUCAUGCCACAAGGAUGAGAUAUAUCUAGCCAAAAUGACGCAACAUCCGAGGAGGAGCAGACAUUGAAUACAUCUUAUGACGCAAUUAUGUAAUCCAAAAUUUCAAAUGGCAAGAGUUAAAACUUAUUCAUUGGCUUUUGAUUUGGCUUUUAAAUAAUAGAAGCUGUACAGGCGUUUCAAACUAAAAUGAAUAUUCAAAAUGAAAAUCAAUAAAAAAAAUUGUGAGGAAUGCAUCUUGUAAAUAGAAUAUGAAAAAUGUUGGUAUACUCUAAAAUGUGUGAGAAUAUUUGAAGAAACACUGAUAAGCAGUUUUCCUGGAAUAAUAAUGACAUGACAUGAUUUACCAAAAACUAACUAAAACAAGAAACUUGUGAAAUAAAUAUAGUUCUUUCUCACCUGUAUGGGGAACAUGUUGGCCUCUUUUACCAGGAAUUUCAAAACUUUGAAUCCUUUACUGAGAUGGGCAGCUUGGUAAACAGCACCUUUAAACAUAAAAGACUAAUUAUAUAGAGAUAGACUAACUCUAUAGAGGUUGAUAUAUCAUAGUAUUCCAUUAAACCAAGCUGAUCUAGGUACUUAUAAUCUAAUAAACUAAUAAUCAAAAACAGAUUUCAUUGGAAGUGAAUACAUGGCAGGCCUGUAGCCAGGGGGGG
This is a messenger RNA of Owenia fusiformis, 2335 nucleotides long. The record is from the annotation of a GenBank genome assembly. NCBI's taxonomy places the organism in Eukaryota, Metazoa, Annelida, Polychaeta, Sabellida, Oweniidae.